AUGGCUGCACUUGGUGACGACCUGCUGUCGACCGUCAACAAGUUGCAAGACCUCGUCUUCAACACCAUUGGCAACGACUCGCUCGACCUCCCUCAGAUUGUCGUGGUAGGCUCACAGUCUGCUGGCAAGUCCUCGGUUCUCGAGAACAUUGUCGGUCGAGAUUUCCUGCCUCGAGGCAGCGGUAUUGUUACUCGGCGGCCUCUGAUCCUUCAGCUGAUCAACGUCCCCGACGAGGAGGCCGAGGCUGCUGCGGCUAACCACAGCUCACAAUGGAACCAUAACGUGGCGCGACCUGGCGAGUGGGCAGAGUUCAACCACAUUCCCAAUAGGCGUUUCACCGACUUUGGCGACGUCAAGCGCGAGAUCGAGAACGAAACCUCUCGCGUCGCAGGAAACAAUAAGGGCAUCACGCGACAGCCUAUUAACCUUAAGAUCUACUCCCCUCACGUGCUCAACCUCACACUGGUGGAUCUGCCCGGUCUGACCAAGGUACCUAUCGGUGACCAACCCGCAGACAUCGAAAAGCAGACACGCAACCUGAUCUCCGAGUUCAUUGCCAAGCCCAACAGUAUCAUCCUCGCCGUCUCCCCAGCGAACGUCGAUAUUGUCAACUCGGAAGCCCUAAAGCUCGCACGCCAUGUGGACGCCUUGGGAAGGAGGACGAUUGGUGUCCUGACCAAGGUCGAUCUCAUGGAUCACGGGACCAACGCGCUGGACAUCCUGUCCGGACGGGUGUAUCCUCUGAAGCUGGGCUGGAUCGGCGUUGUGAACCGGUCACAGCAGGAUAUUCAAGGCAACAAGCCCAUGGAUGAGGCGCUCAAGGACGAGGAGAACUUCUUCAAGCUGCAUCCAGCCUACCGUAAUAUUGCAAUGAAAUGCGGCACGCGGUUCUUGGCCAAGACUCUUAACACGACACUCAUGGCGCACAUCCGGGACCGUCUCCCCGAUAUCAAAGCUCGGCUUAACACGCUCAUGGGCCAGACGCAGCAGGAAUUGGCCAGCUAUGGCAACAUGCAGUUUAGUGGCAGAGAACACCGGGGCUCCCUCAUCCUCCAGCUCAUGACCCGCUUCGCGUCCUCUUUCAUUGCCUCGAUCGACGGUACCUCGACCGAGAUCUCCACGAAAGAGCUAUGUGGUGGUGCUCGGAUAUAUUACAUUUUCAACUCCGUCUUCGGCAUGUCUCUCGAGUCCAUCGACCCGACCUCAAACCUCACUGCUCUCGACAUCCGCACAGCUAUUAGGAACUCCACCGGCCCGCGACCUAGUCUGUUUGUCCCUGAGAUGGCCUUUGACCUCCUCGUGAAGCCCCAGAUCAAGAUGUUGGAAGUGCCAAGUCAACGCUGCGUUGAACUGGUGUACGAGGAAUUGAUCAAGAUCUGCCACACAUGUGGUAAUACGGAGCUGUCGCGCUUUCCAAGGUUGCAGGCCAAGCUAAUCGAGGUGGUGUCCGAUCUCUUGCGAGAACGCCUGGGGCCCUCGUCAUCCUACGUGGAGUCCUUAAUCUCAAUACAGCGUGCCUAUAUCAACACCAAUCACCCCAACUUUCUCGGCGCUGCGGCAGCAAUGAGCAACGUUGUAGGCGCCAAGCAGGAGAGGGAGCGCAAACGCCUCAUCCAGGAGGAGCGUGAGCGCAGAGAGCGCAGGCGUCUCAAAGAACUUGGCGCCAACGGUACUGAGGAGGUCGACGAGGAGGAGUCGACGACCAUUGUCGAAAAGGCCGAACAUGCCUCAAUCCGUAAGACGCAAGCUAAGGGCGCCGCACGAAGCAUGUCGCCAGCAGUCAAGGAGAACGGCACCGGCGGCAUCACUUCAGCACUGAAUGGAGCUCGCGCAAGCUCACCAAUGAGGUACAACCCACAAGGUGCAGGCAGCGGCGCGAAGGAUUCUUUCUUGAACUAUUUCUUCGGCAAGGACGGGGCCCAGCCGGCAAUGCCCGCACAUACCCACAGCCCGAACAUUGGACGGCAUGUCAGCCAAAGCUCCGAGCCCUCAUUUGCCCAGAGCAUAAGGCAGCAGGAGCCUGCCCUGCGCUCACCUAUCCAGGCUAUGCCACCAUUAGCUAGCUCGGAUGAUUUCAUGUUUGGCUCGACGCCUCGCGGCGCCGAUUUCGGCGCGACCGGCGAGCCGGCUAUGACCGACCGGGAGCAGAUGGAGACAGAACUGAUCAGGGCGUUGAUCUCGUCCUACUUCAACAUCGUCCGCGAGUCCAUUGCCGACCAGGUCCCCAAAGCCAUCAUGCACCUGCUGGUCAACCACUGCCGUGAUGAAGUUCAGAACCGUCUCGUCAGCGAACUGUACCGCGAGGCGCUCUUCGAGGAGCUGCUGUAUGAGGACGACGGCAUCAAGAAGGAGCGCGAGAAAUGCGAGAAGCUGCUCCAGACAUACAAGGAGGCUGCCAAGAUCAUCGGCGAGGUGGUGUAGAGCAGACCUAUCCU
This is a messenger RNA of Cryphonectria parasitica EP155, 2435 nucleotides long. RefSeq lists its product as uncharacterized. Lineage: Eukaryota; Fungi; Ascomycota; Sordariomycetes; Diaporthales; Cryphonectriaceae. The transcript has 4 exons. Bases 1 to 2421 code for a protein of 806 amino acids. Gene Ontology annotation, biological process: peroxisome fission; mitochondrial fission. Gene Ontology annotation, cellular component: cytoplasm; peroxisome; membrane. Gene Ontology annotation, molecular function: microtubule binding; GTP binding; GTPase activity. The record is from RefSeq and is a predicted model, not a curated record.